Messenger RNA from Phacochoerus africanus (Common warthog), 2252 nucleotides. It is a transcript of the gene MBOAT2, whose product is annotated as membrane bound O-acyltransferase domain containing 2. Gene Ontology annotation, cellular component: membrane. The coding region runs from base 528 to 1691 and encodes 387 amino acids. The transcript has 11 exons. Gene Ontology annotation, molecular function: acyltransferase activity. The record is from RefSeq and is a predicted model, not a curated record. Lineage: Eukaryota; Metazoa; Chordata; Mammalia; Artiodactyla; Suidae. Gene Ontology annotation, biological process: lipid modification.
UGGUAGGACCAGGAUCCGUCCUCGCCUGUUACCUGCUGGUACGAGCAGGACUCCUGCCACGUGGAUUCCUAGCUAGAAAGAUCCCGAGGAAUGGCUUGAACUCUGCCAGGAAGGAGCGGUCACCUUGGAGAUGGCACGUGGCAGGCAGAAGCCUCACAUCGCUUAAAGAUUUGUCCUAGUGACGUUCCUUGGCAGUGGUCAGCGGCUCAGCAGGAGCUCUGCGGGGGAACCUCAGUGGGGGCAGCCCCUGAGCCCAAGGGAGGGAACAAAACAUGGCAAGAGGGAGACUGGACUCUUCCAUCUUUUUCCUUUUCUGCUCUCGAUGGACCUUGCUUGAAAGCCUUGCAGUGACUAAGAGUGAAGGCACAAGCCCUUUGGGUAUUGCUCUGCUCUGCUGAGCUAAAAAUUGCAUUUCAACUGGAAAACCAUACUGCUUCGUGUUUGCGCUGGGAUACCUCACGCUGUGCCAGGUCACGAGAGUCUACAUCUUUGACUACGGACAGUAUUCUGCGGAUUUUUCGGGCCCAAUGAUGAUAAUUACCCAGAAGAUCACUAGUUUGGCUUGUGAAAUCCACGAUGGGAUGUUUCGGAAGAACGAAGAGCUGACGCCCUCACAGAGAGGCUUGGCAGUGAGGCGCAUGCCCAGCCUCCUGGAGUACUUGAGUUACACCUGCAACUUCAUGGGCAUCCUGGCCGGCCCGCUCUGCUCUUACAAAGACUACAUCACGUUCAUCGAAGGCCGCUCGUACCACGCCGCGCCGUCGGGCGAGAGUGGAAAGGAGGGCAUCCAGGGCGAAAGGACGGAGCCGUCUCCAAACGCGGCAGUGGUCCAGAAGCUCCUCAUGUGCGGCCUGUCCCUGCUCUUCCACCUGACCGUCUGCAGGCGGCUGCCCGUGGAGUACAACAUCGACGCGCAUUUUCAGGCCACGGCGUCGUGGCCCACCAGGGUUCUCUAUCUCUACGUCUCCCUUCUGGCUGCCAGACCCAAGUACUAUUUCGCGUGGACGUUAGCUGACGCUAUCAAUAAUGCUGCAGGCUUUGGUUUCCGAGGCUACGACAAGAAUGGAGCAGCUCGUUGGGAUUUAAUUUCCAAUCUGAGAAUUCAGCAAAUAGAGAUGUCAACAAGUUUCAAGAUGUUUCUUGAUAACUGGAACAUUCAGACGGCUCUUUGGCUCAAAAGGGUGUGUUAUGAACGCGUCUCCAUGAGUCCCACCAUCCAGACGUUUAUCCUGUCUGCCAUUUGGCACGGCGUGUACCCCGGCUAUUACCUGACCUUUCUCACGGGCACCGUGAUGACAUUGGCAGCACGAGCUGUGAGAAAUAACUUUAGACAUUACUUCAUCCAACCUCCCCAGCUUAAAUUAUUGUAUGAUAUCAUAACGUGGAUAGUCACUCAAAUAGCAAUAAGUUACACAGUUGUGCCAUUUGUACUUCUGUCUAUAAAACCAUCCUUCAUGUUUUACAGCUCCUGGUAUUACAGCCUUCACUCCCUUGGUAUCUUAGUAUUAUUGCUGUUGCCGGUGAAAAAAACUCCAAGAGGAACGAAUACGCAUGAAGAUGCUCAGCUGUCACGAUCCAAAAAAUUGGAUGAAGGAGAAAAUUCUUUGGGACAGAACAGUUUCUCCACGACAAACAGUGUUUGCAGUCAGAGCCAGGAAAUAGCCUCUAGACAUUCAUCAUUAAAGCACUGAUGGGGAAAACACUCUGACGGCUAUUUUUCGUAUGUUAACAGAAACCAAUCUUAGCACCUUUCAAGGGGUUUGUGUCUGUUUGGAAAGAGAGCACGUGGGGCGGGGGGGGGGGGUGGAAUCAGACAGUUCUGGGUAGGGAAUUCCCUGUUGACCAGAUUGGAAGUGGAGGGAAAUACUCCUCCCCGCUCGUCCCUGGGGGCCGCGCCUUACACAAAUAUUUCCAUUAUUGCAGUGGGCACUCGGGACCUCACCAUCCGUCCGUAGGGUUGUACAGGUGCCCUGUUGCUGAAUGUAUGUUGCGUAUCCCACGGCACUGAAGAGGAGGGCGAACAGCUGUCAGUCCACGUGAUUGAGAAAAAUUAACUUUUCCAAAUGAAUGUCUUGCCUUAAACCCUCUAUUUCCUAAAAUAUUGUUCCUAAAUGGUAUUUUCACGUGUCCUAUUGUAUGAACACUAUUUCUCUGUUCUUUGUCGCGUGCUGCCCAGGAAUCCUGGAGGAAUUGGAACAGGAUACUUCAGAAUGUGGGUACUUUAACAUGCAAUAAACAUCUCAGUAUUUGAA